Molecule: messenger RNA, 2039 nt
Organism: Tachysurus vachellii
Lineage: Eukaryota; Metazoa; Chordata; Actinopteri; Siluriformes; Bagridae
Exons: 3
Coding region: 445-1380 (311 amino acids)
Molecular function (GO): nucleic acid binding
Source: RefSeq, a predicted model, not a curated record
CUGUAAUGUCUGGACGUGGAAGAGGACGAGCAAGGGGCCCAGGGAGAAGACCAGCUCCAGUGAGAGAUGCAGGGCCAGGGAGAGGUGCAGUGAGAGGUGCAGUAGGAGGUGCAGGUGCAGGAAGAGGAGCAGACCCAAGGAGAGGGCAAGGUAGAGGUGUAAGAAUGCGUGGUGGUGGCAUUCCAAGGGCUGCAAGAACAGUAGUCAGUGAUGAAAUUCGUGCCACUAUCAUUGACCAUGUAAUCAACCAUGGUCUCUCACUAAGAGAGGCUGGUGAAAGAGUCCAACCCAAUUUGAGGCGGUCAACGGUUGCCUCCAUUAUUCGCAUCUUUCAACAAACCAACAGGUAAGUAUUGCAUUUUACAUGGAUUGUUUCUAUUCUCACUUGACAUGUCAAUAAGGUCAUACAGUAAUGCAUAUGUUGAUUUUUUUCCCCUCUAAAGAAUGCAACGUCUUCCACCCUCUGGGGGAAGAGGAAAGCUCCUCAAUAAUGAUCAAGAGCUUGCCAUUGUAGAAAUGGUUGUUGCAAAUAAUGCAAUAAAACUGCAUGAAAUUAAAACUAGAAUUGUGGAGGACCAUGAGAUAUUUGGCAAUAUAGAAAGCAUCAGCCUCACAACCAUUACACGGACACUGUCCAAACACAGAGUGCGGAUGAAGCAGCUCUACACUGUUCCCUUUGAGAGGAACAGUGAGAGAGUCAAGGAGCUACGACGACAAUAUGUCCAGAGAGUUAUGGAAUUGAAGGCCAACCAGGCCCUUCAUGAAUUCAUUUACAUAGAUGAGGCAGGAUUCAAUCUAUCCAAAAGGCGUCGACGUGGACGAAAUAUAAUUGGAAAAAGGGCCACAGUUGAUGUGCCAGGACAGAGAGGGGCAAACAUUACCAUGUGUGCAGCAAUGGCAAAUGCAGGAUUACUCCUUCACAGAUGUCAGGUUGGACCCUAUAAUACCGAGCGCCUCCUUGCCUUUCUCAAUGAUCUCCACCUGCGCCUGGUACCAGAGCAGGAUCAGGAGGGUGAAAGCAUGAGGACCUUUGUAAUUACCUGGGACAAUGUUGCUUUCCAUCAUUCGCAAGCAAUAACAGCAUGGUUUGAAGUCCACCCAAGACUGGUAAGUCUCUUCCUUCCACCCUAUUCACCUUUCCUCAACCCCAUAGAGGAGUUCUUUUCUGCAUGGAGGUGGAAGGUUUAUGACCAUCAGCCACAUGACCAGAUGUCCCUCCUUGAAGCCAUGGAUGCUGGCUGCAGGGACAUCACAGUUCAAGAUUGCCAAGGGUGGAUCCGACAUACCAAGCGGUUUUAUCCCAGGUGCAUCGCCUUGGAUGAUAUCAGAUGUGAUGUUGACGAAAACAUGUGGCCUAACCCUGAAGAUCGCAGGGAUUAGAUACAUUAAUUUUGUGCUAUUUUUAGUUCCCCCUUCUUAUCUGGGCUUUUUGCUGUUUUGUUUUUUGUUUUGUUUUUUUGUUUUUCAGAAUGCUCUUAUAUAUGAUAUUUUGUUCACUGUAAGCAAUACUGUAAAACCUUUUCUGUUCUAUUAUAUUGUGUUUCUACUGUAUCUCCUUUAGUAAACAGUAAAGAAAAAAAUAACUGAUUUGCUUUUUACUGGAAUGCGUUUGAAUGUGAACAUUACUGUACAUGUGGACAUACAGUUCCCAACUAAGAAAUUUUGUGUAAAAGGUGGAUUGCAUGUUACCUGAAACAUAAAAGUCUAUGCAGUUUUUCUAAUGUCAACAAUAGCCAGUAUUUUGAAACCUGGUGUACUUUGAUUGACUGCAUAUACAUUGUGAAGUGAAAACAAGUGUUAUUUUUUGACAGAAUAAUUUCAUUUUGAGUCAGAUUUCCAGUGUUUCGGUAAAGUUAGUGUGUGCAGAGAAAGAUGUGUUCUGUUUUGAAAUGGAGAGUUAGUAUAUAUUUAACAAAAUGUGUUUUUGAGAGGAAAAUUAUCAAUUUGGCCAAUUGUGUUUUGUAGGUGUAAGUCUGUGUUAAGAGUUUAGAAAAAUUAUCUUAAGUAUAGGUAAGCGCUUGUUAGCGAUUGAAAAAAAC